This is a messenger RNA of Nymphalis io (European peacock), 9022 nucleotides long. Its product is annotated as lysine-specific demethylase phf2-like. NCBI's taxonomy places the organism in Eukaryota, Metazoa, Arthropoda, Insecta, Lepidoptera, Nymphalidae. The transcript has 23 exons. The coding region runs from base 37 to 3396 and encodes 1119 amino acids. Gene Ontology annotation, biological process: regulation of transcription by RNA polymerase II; protein demethylation. The record is from RefSeq and is a predicted model, not a curated record. Gene Ontology annotation, molecular function: histone demethylase activity; transcription coregulator activity.
GGAGAAAAAUAAAAUAAUUGUCUAUUCGCCAUCAAAAUGGCGUCAUCGAAGGAAACCUAUUGUUUGUGUGGUCAACCCUAUAAUAUUGGACAAUUUAUGAUAGAAUGUGACUGCUGUCGCGAGUGGUUUCAUGGAAGCUGUGUUGAUGUAAAAAUUUACCAUUCUGACGAUAUCGACAAGUACCAUUGUCCAAAAUGUGCGCAGACAUAUGGUCCGUCUGUUUUGAAAAUCCCCACAAACAACCACCGGGCGGACAGAUACGAAAUAGGGGCAGAAACUCGGCCUUCUCAAGCUGGUACUCCGGCUUGGGUUCGUGCACUAGCCGCUCGCCCUCUUCGGCCGACACCAGCUUCGUUACAGAGAAUGCGACCACAGCAUUUUACAGAAGAAUUUGUGAGGGAUAAUGGCUUUACUCGCCCAGUGAUUUUCAACACUAUUGAAGGCCUGGAUAUGAAAGUACCUAAUGCGGCAACAUUUACAGUAAGAUCUGUACUAAGAUACUGUGGAGCUCAGUUAGAGGUGGAAGUUAUAGAUGUACGUAAACAGUCAACGUUGAGGAUGCCACUUGCUGAUUUUAUUGAUUACUUCGAAACACCCCCAGAACACAGAGACGAGAAAGUGCUAAAUGUUCUCAGUUUAGAGUUUACAGACACUAACAUGUGUCCGCUGGUGGAGCCGCCGGGCACGCUGCGGGCGCUGGACUGGGCGCGGCUGGGCGGCUCUCCCCCCGCGCGGCCCGCCGUGCAGCGCUACUGCCUCAUGUCGGCCGCCGCUGCUUACACAGACUUCCACGUGGACUUCGGCGGCACCACCGUCUGGUACCACGUGCUACACGGCCGAAAGAUAUUCUACUUGAUCCCCCCGACGUCAACUAACCUCGCGCUGUACCAGCAGUGGAGUGCGGCCAACAAUCAGAGCGAGAAAUUCUUUGGUGAUAUGGUGGAGUGGUACGGCACGGCGGAGGUGAGUGCCGGCGAGACGCUGUUCAUUCCCACAGGAUGGAUCCACGCCGUCUACACGCCAUGCGACUCGCUCGUCUUCGGGGGGAACCUGCUGCACUCCUAUGCCAUUGAAAUGCAGCUACAGAUCUACGAGAUCGAGAGUCGCGUGGAGACGCCGCUGGUGCUGCGCUACCCGCUGUUCGAGGCGCUGCACUGGCACGCCGCGGCCCAGCUGCUGGCCCAGCUGCGCCGGCACAACGAGGAGACGCAGGACGAAGACUUCACUAUAAACGAGAACUGUGUUACCACGCCGCCGGCGGAUCUACCGCCGCUGCUAUUAAGAGGCAUCAAGAUCUUGGCGAAUGCGCUUAAAGAGUGGCACGCUCUAAAAAGUACAGACGCGUCGAAACGCGAUAAUGUGCCGAAGUGCCUCAACUCGGGGCAGUUGGUACGUGAACUGUGUAAAGAAUUACGUACAUUGGAAAAACGUAGCAGUAGUAAUAAAGAUAAGGACAUUAAAGUAAAAAAUACCUCACCAACAAAAUCUCAAAGUAAGAAACGGAAUGAGGCAGCACCAAAAAAGUCACUCAAACUCACCCUGCCCAAGCCGAUAAUGCACAUGACACCGAACGGAGAAUAUCCAGAAGACAAAGUAUAUGCAGACAAAUAUUACAUAGAUAACAAGGAAGUGCUUUAUCCUGACAGAUAUAUCCAAGAUGUCAAAUUUGUUAAUAGUGAUGCGAAAUAUGUUAACAACGACGUUAAAUACAUAAGUGACAGUAAGUUUGUGAAUAGUGAUGUUAAAUUUGUAAACAGUGAGAUUAAAUAUGUAAAUGGUGUACCGGAUACGAAGUAUGUGUUGGAAAGUAAAGAGAUUUUACCAGAAAAGUAUGCAUAUCAAACUUAUGAUGAGGUUACGUAUCAAGACGGGAACGGAUAUGUGGAUAGACAAGACAAGAAAUCAGCUUUAAAGAUUAAAUUGAACAACUCCCCUUCAUCAUCUCGAGAAGAGCCUCCACCUUACAGUCUGCCCGAACACUCCAUCUUAAAAUCGCAUCUCAUCAGAACAGACCGUCUCAAAUCUGUGCAGCAGUGGACAAUAUCUAAGAAGGACAUCGGGGACUACCACGAGGAACAGAUACUGUUUACGAAUGAGAAUCUUCAAGCUAAUAUGCGGAUAGAUGGACAGGAUAUGAAUUAUGGUGCAGGCAUGUACUCAGCGCAGGACAUACAGGAGUAUCAGUACGAGGAGGCCGGCAAGGGCUACCAGCAGCUGUACGCGCCGGAGCUCGCCUACGACUACGCGCCGCCCGCGCCCCCCGCCGCGCUCGCCCCCGCGCCGCCCGCGCACACCAGUCCGCCGCAGGCGCCGAGCUACAGCGGCGGGACGUUCGCGCACACGCAGCUGCCCUCGUACGACGCCGCCGUCGCCCACCAGUACCAGACUAACUACCCGGCGCCGGCGCCCGCGGCGCGCGGCGUGCGGCGCUCGGAGCGGCCGGCGCGGCGCCGCGUGUCCAGCACGUACGAGUACGAGGACGCCGAGCUGGACGCGGACGCGGACGCGGACGAGCCGCCGCCCGCGCGCCGCCGCCCGCGCGCGCGCCCGCAGCGCGCCGCCGCGUCCAACGGUAACUCCGCCGCUUACCGUCAAGCAGCUCGCGCUCCGGCCAACGGCAUCGAAUCGCUCAUUCAGGCGUCCGAGCUGGCGGAGGAGGAGCAGCCCGACAACGAAACGGAAGACGCAGCGGUGGCCGGCAUGCUCAGUAUUAGCGAACAGCGGUACGAAGCUCCCGUCAGGACGUUUGGUCUCGCGAUAGAGACGCCUCCAAAACCUACAGACACUUCUAGAGUUGAAAGUAGCGAAUGUAGCGGCAGCGGUACCGGAGCGGGUACAGGUGUCGGCACAGGUACUGGUAGCGGCAGUGGUACCGGCAGCACGAGUCGUGCUCGCGCGCGCAAGGCGGACGCCGACGACGACUACGACGAGGAAGAUGUGAUCAAGGAGGUGCAUCGAGACGAAGAGUAUGUGUAUCCAUCAUUAGAGAUGAGCUCGGACGAGGACGAGGAGUGGACGUCGCGGAAGCGCACCUCGCGCAGUCGGACGGACAGCAAGAGCAAGACCGACAAGGACGAAUCGUGGUCGCCUCGUGCUCGGCUCGGCCGGGUCGUGCCGCGACUGCGAGGACCUGCACGCUCCUCCGUGCGGCGAGAGUGUGUGCGCGCCGCACUGCACGCCGCCGCACACCGCGCGCACCACGCGCACCACGCGCCGCACCCGCCGGAAAGACACCCGCAGAGCGCAAAGCGAGCGGUACUGGCCACCAAAAGCAAGCGACCACCGCCACCCGCGCAUCCCGUCUCCUCCAAUAAAAAUAUAAGACUGAAAAAGGGAAUGAAGACGGCGAAACAGCGCCUAGGGAAAAUCCUCAAAAUACACAAAAUGAUAUAUUAAUUUAGUUUUUAAUAUUAGUUAAUUGUAUGUAGCGACGGACAUUAAGAUGUAUAUUUUAUAUAUGUAUUUAGAUAACGGACCAAUAUGUGUUGUAGAAUCCCAUAUGACGUAAUACAUGUCCCCAAUAUAAUGAAAUAAAUUAUGAAAUUGAUCGAAAAUAAUCAAUAUUUUCAUUGUUCUAAUGUGAACAGUAUAGCUGAUACAUGAAUAGAAUUUGUACAAAGGGGAUGGGGGUAAAUAAACAAUAUGUUAUGGCAAUUUUACGUGAAGGUUCCCUGAACGCUUGAAGCAAACCUACGUCGAUGUAUCACUUCCGUAGUUCCGGUUGACACUUCAUUUUAAUUCAUUUUGUUUCACGUAUAUUUUGUUUCAAUGAUUACGUGAUUGAGACAAAAUAUGCGUGAAACGUUCCAAAAAGUCUACCUCUAUAUUUGAAAAGUUGAGACCUAUAUAUAAUGCAUUGAACCAAACGUUAGCGUGAUUCAGAAACUUGUUCUUCCAUACAAAAUUUUGGUAUAUCAAUUUAUAUAUAUUUUUUACGACUUAACAUUAUUGGGUUGAAAUGUUUGUGACGCUCUGUUCUUGUUACGCUUAUAUUACGUGCUUAGUAGGCACGCGAUUUUCACAAAUAAAAUUAUAAAAUAUAACCCAUUUUUAACAAAACGUAAAAGCGUUAUUAAUAAGCUUUGUACAAAUUCUAUUUAUUUUAUAUUGCUACUUGAUGAUAAUAAAAUACAAAUUGGGUUAUUAUUUCUUAUCGAAGCAUAUUUGAUAUUUUUUUUCUCUCGGACACAUUGUCGGGCGAAGGGAUUUGUCCCGUGAAACUCCGUGCUCCGGCGAACUUAUCAACUUAGAAUAUUUUUUAUUCUUAUUCAAGAAUCGUAUGAUUUUUCUUGUCUUACUGUCGAUUUCGUUUGUAGAAUAGAUCAAAAUGUACUAAAAGUCAUAUGUAGGAAUCGAUUUAUCACGUCAUUAAAACUGAAUAUAACCUCUUGUAUUGAAUCCUUUGAGCGAAAAUAAAUUGUUUCGACAAUUAGGAAGAUGUAAAUUAAAAAAGAAUUUUUUGUACUAAAAUAAUCUUUUAAUGAUUAUAAUAACAUGUGUGAAAAAAUUAUGAUUAUAUCAUGUAAACUUUUUUGUCCGAGUUUUGACUGUGACGUCACUUCGCCCAUUCAUUAUGGCGGGCGACUCUUGCGAUACGCGCUUUAAUAAUUUCUUAUUUAUUUUAUCCCUCUUUGUGAUUUGACGCCCCAAAUACGUUCUCCCACUUAUAAUAACGUUAGAACGAUUAUUAUUAUAUUAUAUUAUGCUAAAAUAAGAGCAGUAUUUUCACGUAGACUAACAAGUAAUCUACCGAAAAGCGGUCUUAUGAUUGCGGAUUCCUUCACAAAUCAUGCGAAAUAUAUUAGUGAGCUUAUUAUUAUUAUUUUAAUCUUUUGUUAAUGCAGUUUGAUCAUAAGUGUGAUUUGCAAUGAGUCCGUACGUACUCUUCGUGUAGAGAUACUAGUGCUUUACGCAUUCGUUAGAAGAUAAUGUCGAUAUAGAAUAUGAUAUACAUUUCCUAUAUUUUAAUUUUACAUACACAAUUCGGGGCGCGGUAGUUAUGAUACAGAGCCACGGCAUAUUAUCAUAAAUUUGCUUGUGAUGAAAGUGCAAAUAAAAUUAAUAAUCUGAAUGUGAAGGAUGCAAAUAUACUAUGCCAUUGAUCACAUAGCUAUGUGAGGAGCCUACUUGUAAUGAAAUAAACUGUUACUGAAAGAAACAUUUUUUUAUGUAAAAGGGGGACAAACAAGCAGGAGGCUCACCUGAUGAAAGUGAUUACCUCUGUCCAAGGACGCUUGCAACACCGAAGUACUUGCAGGUGCGUUGCUAGCCUUUAACGAAUGAGUAGGCUCUUUUCUUGAAGGUUUCUAUGUCAUUACGGUUCGAAAAAGUGGCAGGGAAAUAUGGUUCCGCAAAGUGGCUGUGCGAGUCAGGAAAUGCUUUAAAAAUAGCGUUGUAGUAUUGGAUUUUCAGACAUCGAGAUGGUAUGGAUGGAAUUUAGAAUUUAGACGCGAUGCCCGGUGGUGAAAUUCAGCUCCUGGGAUUAAUCUAAACAGUUCCUCAGAGUAUAAAAGAUGCGAUAGAAGAUGCAAAGUGUCAUCUCUCCCGCCGAGAGAUGAGAGCAGUACUCCAUGUGGGGCUGAAUUUACGUCUUGUAGAAUUUGAGGCGAGGAGCUGACGUGAAGUACUGUCUUACCUUGUUGAGCAAUCAAAGCUUCUAGAGGCUAAUUUGGCUUCACCUUCCAAUAGACCGCGGAACUUAACGUCCCGAUACUGGAUUUGGCAGCGAGGUGGUAUUCUCAAAAUGAUAUGACAAAAGAUGACAUUUUACAAGUGAUAGCGCAAACUUGUAUCUAUUGGGGUUGAGUUAUACCAAAUUUGGUUGGCCCAAAUCUCAGACUUGGUUAAUAAGCACUUGUGAUUUCAGACACAAGUUUAUACUAAUCGACGUGUUCCCGACAAAUAUUAUCGCGGCCGGUGUAUAAGGCGUCUACAGUCAGGUACUGUCGUCUGCCAACAUUAAAUAUUGCUAAAUUGCACAUGUCAUUAAUAUGCAGAAGAAGCAAAGUAGGUUAUAACACAAAGCCUUGUGGAAUUGACGAAUUUUAAGUAAGAGCAUGCACCGUCGACAAUGACCUUGAUGGUCCGAUCUGGCAAAAUUGGUGAUCCAGUUGUAUUAUUUCCUGGGAAGCCCAAUUUUGUUGUAGUUGAGGUGGCCUCUUAGACUCAACUGUUUCAGCCCAUAGGUAAGGUAAAUUAGAUGAUCACCGGUCGUAGCUUUACAUUUAAUUCAAUACUGUAACGUAGUGAUUCAAAAGUGCCCUUAUAAGCCUAUUUGAAUAAAUAAUUAUUUGAUUUCAUUUUUAUGAUACGUACUAUAUUAGACUACAUAUUUGACUUUCAACGAAAUAUAAUAUGGGAAAAAUCAAUUUCCAUGGGUCAUUAAGGAUUUUUUCAACGUAUACCACGUACGUAUAUUAUAUAUCGGCGAUACGGCGUUGUUCACAAAUUAUCUUCAAGAUUAACAAUAAACUUAAGAUUAACGUUGAAAUGCAUUUUUCAUCGAUACAAACUCUUAUGAAAACACUCGAUAGUGUUUUCAUUGAAUACCGAUUGAAUACCGAUGGUAUUCAACGUAUCGAGGCCGCAUUACGAACAUUCUGAAUUGUGUUUAUAUUAAACGAAUAUAACUAGCCUGUAAAAAUUAAUUGUUUGAUUCUCAAACUAAAAAGUUAUAAAUACGACAAAUUAUACUACUAAGGUACUUACAUUAAAAUGCUCAUCACGAAAAUAUCUACUUGUUUUUAUCGAUACUAUAUUUAUGGACAAAGUAUUUUUCCCAACUUCUAUUUGUUGAAUUAGUAUGCUAUGUUACUGUAUAAGAAAUGUAUGAAAGUUUUUUUUUUAUACUAACCGAAAUAUAAAUAAAAUCAAGAAUAAGGCGAAAAUACAGGCGAAAUUGUAUGGGCGAACGAGCGACGUUGGGCGAUGUGACGUCACGCGUCGAUCGGUAGCCCCAGAAAAUAGUUUAAGAACUCAAUAUUUUAAAAAAUUGUUAAAAAUCAUUUUUGCCAGUAUUUUUUAUAUUUUAAAUAUGAUUUUUUGAGAUCAUAAAAAAAAUAAGCUCAUCUUCCUAAUUGUCGAAUGCAUUUCGUCUACCCCCUUGAGAAGGUAAGACCACGCGAGCCUUCGCCGGAUCCGAUAAUGUGACGAGGUUAUUUAAUAGCUCUACAAAUUUAUAAUAUAUAAUUCUAUAUAAGUUGAAUGUUGGACAGAGAAAUAAAUAUGUUUUCCACCCAUCUCUCUCGCACCUUAAAUUUUUUGAAACAAAAUAUAUUGGUUGUAAUUAAUUGAUAUGUUAAAUGUAGAUCUGAUUUGUAUGUAUGAUAAAUUAAUUGUAUGUCUAUUGGUGCAUUUAACAUGACAGGCGUGUUUUUUUAUCUGUGAAUGUUUAGCCUGUCUAUGUGUGUUUGUAAUGAAAUUUCUAUACUCACACAAAUAAAUAUAAAAUUAACUUACUUAGCAGUAUAAGUAUGUAGUAUAGAAGUAGAAAAAAAUGCAUAGAUAUAUUUAUACAAUAGACUUCGCUUCGUAGUUCGAUUGUCAUUAAUUAUCUACUACUUAUUUAUUCCCCACUUUUCUCAUCCUCUAAUACAUACCCCCCAUUUGUUAAAAGGGGCUGCCCAACCCAACUGAAAAAAAAACUUUUACAUAAGUAAAAGGCAGAUCAAAAUCUUUGGUAAUUUUGGUAAUAAUACCAAAUGCAACAGACGGAAAUAUGGGACGAUAGUUUGUUUUAUAUAUAUAUAUAUAUUUCGCCUGUCAUGUUAGAAUGUCUUUAUUUGUGUGUGUCAAUCCGAUUCUAAAGUUAUUAUAUUAUUCAUAGUUAUAAUGGUGUCUCUUUUUAACAUUAACGAUUAAAUAAAGACAGCAUUGUACUAAAUUCUGUUAAUUUAAAUUAUAGAAAUUAUAUUUACCCCCUUUUUAAGUCGCACAGGUGUGACGCAGCUUUACGUUGGGUGUCUCUCGUGAUGAUUCUGUUUUACACAAUUUCCAAACACCAAAAUGCAAAAUAGAGAUGACAAUAUUUGUUGUCCUAUCAAAUAAUUUAAGUCUGGACAUUGUGUACGAUAGAAACGAUAUAUAUAUGUAUACCAAUAUGACUUUUCAAUUUAUCGCAUAGUGUGUCCAAUGCCUAAUAAUUUUGGAAUCGAAUUAUCUACUUAAACUUAUUUUGAUGUUUAAAACGUCAAAAAAAAAAGACAAAAAAUAUGUAUUGUUUUUUUUUCCCAAGCUCGCCACCGAAUAUAAAUUUUUAUUAAAAGUUAAAUAGAAAAAGAAUAGUUUUUUAUAUCGCAUUGGUAUUUACGUUGUUACUUUAAGUGAUAAUAGUUAUUAAGAAUUAUUUUCUAAAUGUUAUUAUUUUGUUAAUUUAAGCUUAAUCCGGAAUGGGUGCAAAUUUUGCUUAUAUUAGACAUUUAAAAUAAACCGUAACAUGUUAUAUCCAAAGACGCAGGUGGUCCUUCUGAAGUCAUCAUGGCUAGUGGAGUGUGUAGAAAUAUUACAAAAAAAAAAUUAUUCCAAUAUUUCAUAUCUAUCUUGUCAAAUUUAAUCGUUAUAUCAAAAAUAUUUCGACUAAUAAUAAUAAUAAUAAUAAUAAAAUCAUUUAUUUCGACCAAACAGGGAUCAUAAAUACAAAACAAUAAAUAGUUAAAAGACAAAAAUUACAAUAAUAAUAUUUUACAGGUUUUACAUAUUAUAAAUUAGAUUAAAUUAAUUCGAAUUAAAUUAUAAUACCAAAAUAAAACUAAAAUUAAUGGUAGUAUUUAAUUAAUUGUUAUUGAAUGAAUUUGGCAUUUCUCUCUCACUCUCUCUCUCUCUCUCUCUCUCUCUCUCUCUCUCUCUCCCCCCCCCCCCCUCCCUCUUGGACCUAAUUUCUUUUGAUUUAUAAUUUAUCCGUUGCAUCUACGCCUGUUAUGUGCUAGUCAAUCAUUGGAAAUUUUUGUUGGUAAUGAUUUGUUAAUAUUUUUGAUAUUUAUAAAAUUUAUUAUGUACUUUUUUUUUUUUUUUAUAGAAUAGGAAG